Homarus americanus (American lobster) is the source of this 588-nucleotide messenger RNA. RefSeq lists its product as uncharacterized. The record is from RefSeq and is a predicted model, not a curated record. Bases 1 to 588 code for a protein of 195 amino acids. Lineage: Eukaryota; Metazoa; Arthropoda; Malacostraca; Decapoda; Nephropidae. The transcript is spliced from 3 exons.
AUGAAUGUUGAUCCAUGCCCUCAACUAGCCAGAGUUCCUCAGCUAGUCAGAGUUCCUCAGCUAGCUAGAGUUCCUCAACUAGCCAGAGUUCCUCAACUAGCCAGAGUUCCUCAGCUAGCUAGAGUUCCUCAACUAGCCAGAGUUCCUCAACUAGCCAGAGUUCCUCAGCUAGCUAGAGUUCCUCAACUAGUCAGAGUUCCUCAUCUAGCCAGAGUUCCUCAACUAGCCAGAGUUCCUCAACUAGCCAGAGUUCCUCAACUAGCCAGAGUUCCUCAACUAGCCAGAGUUCCUCAACUAGCCAGAGUUCCUCAACUAGCCAGAGUUCCUCAACUAGCCAGAGUUCCUCAACUAGCCAGAGUUCCUCAACUAGCCAGAGUUCCUCAACUAGCCAGAGUUCCUCAUCUAGCCAGAGUUCCUCAACUAGCCAGAGUUCCUCAUCUAGCCAGAGUUCCUCAACUAGCCAGAGUUCCUCAACUAGUCAGAGUUCCUCAAGGUUGUGACUACGUGAAUACACUGGCGUGGUUCUCGGCUAAAGGAAGAAACAAAAAUAGUGAGGGUCAGUCCUUAGCGCUCACUGUACACGAGUAG